Messenger RNA from Jaculus jaculus (lesser Egyptian jerboa), 3482 nucleotides. It is a transcript of the gene Ankrd24, whose product is annotated as ankyrin repeat domain 24. NCBI's taxonomy places the organism in Eukaryota, Metazoa, Chordata, Mammalia, Rodentia, Dipodidae. The transcript is spliced from 21 exons. The record is from RefSeq and is a predicted model, not a curated record. Gene Ontology annotation, molecular function: actin binding. Bases 41 to 3235 code for a protein of 1064 amino acids.
GCGUCCCCCAGGACCUCGCUCCGCAGCACGUCUGGACGCCAUGAAGCAGCUGUGCCUGUGCGCAGCCGCCUCGUUCUCGCUCCGGCUCAGCCCCACCGACCUAGGCUCCUGCCCACCCUGCGGUCCCUGCCCCAUCCCGAAGCCGGCAGCCAGAGGCAGGCGCCAGGGCCAGGACUGGGGGAAAAGUGACCAGAGGUUGCUGCAGGCUGUGGAAAACGACGACGUGGCCCGAGUGGCCACACUCAUCACCCACAAGGGGCUCGUGCCCACCAAACUGGACCCCGAGGGCAAGUCAGCGUUCCACCUGGCAGCCAUGAGGGGUGCAGCUGGCUGCCUGGAGGUCAUGUUGGCACAAGGCGCCAAUGUAAUGAGUAUGGAUGGAGCAGGUUACAGUGCCCUACAUCUGGCCGCCAAGUAUGGCCACCCUCAGUGCCUCAAGCAACUCCUACAGGCUUCCUGUGUGGUGGACGUCGAGGACAGCAGUGGGUGGACCGCCCUUCACCACGCAGCGGCUGGUGGCUGUCUCUCCUGCUCAGAGAUGCUAUGCUCCUUCAAGGCUCACCUCAACCCCCGAGAUCGGUCGGGUGCCACGCCCCUCAUCAUAGCGGCUCAGAUGUGUCACACAGAUCUCUGCCGCCUGCUCCUACGGCAGGGGGCUGCGGCAAAUCACCAGGAUCUGCAAGGCAGGACAGCCUUGAUGCUGGCCUGUGAGGGGGGCAGCCCCGAAACCGUGGAGGUGUUACUACAAGGCGGGGCCCACCCAAGCAUCACGGACGCACUGGGCCAGGAUGCAACUCACUAUGGAGUGUUGGCAGGGGACAAAUUCAUCCUCCAGCUUCUACAAGACGCGGCCCAGAGGCCCUCUCUACCCAGUGAGGAUGACUCCGGAGAGGCCUCGUCCCAGAACUCAGUGUCCAGUCAUGAAAAGCGAGAGGCCCCCAAGAAGCGGAAGGCACCCCCACCUCCGGCCGGGAUCCCCGUCCCGGAUGACCAGGAGGCCUAUGAGGAAAUCGUACGCCUGCGGCAAGAGAGAGGCCGGCUUCUGCAGAAGAUCCGAGGCCUGGAACAGCACAAGGAGCAGAAGAAGCUGGAGCCCCCGGAGGCCGAGGUCAGCUCGGUGCACAGUCUGGAGAGACAGGUGCAGGAGCUGCAGCAGAUGCUGGCGGACGAGCAGCAGGAGAAAGAGAGCCUGGGCCGCGAGGUGGAGAGUCUGCAGAGCCGCCUGUCGCUGCUGGAGAAUGAGCGGGAAAACACCAGCUACGAUGUGGCCACCCUGCAGGAUGAGGAGGGCGAGCUGACGGACUUCCCAGGGGCCGAGGCUCUGCUGCCCCAGCGGCUGAGCCCAGCGGCCCAGGAACUCCUGGCCUCCCUGCAGGAGCAGGUGGCUCAGCUCACCAGGCAGAACCAGGAGCUCAUGGAAAAGGUCCAGCUUCUGGAGGAGUUCGAAAAAGAGGAGGCUCAGGUAGAAGUCAGUGAGGUCGUCCCUCUCCUCCUCUAUGAGUCUCUCCGCGCUGAGCUCAACCAGCUCCGCCAGCAGCACGCUGAGGCUCUGCAAGCGCUUGAGCAGCAGGAGCCACCAAGCCUCCCGGGAGAAAAGCUAGCAGCCCACGGGGACUGCAAGGACCCGGGGGCCAGGGCCACCCAAAACAGACUGAACAGCCCUAAACUCAAUGGCCCUGUGGCUCCCGAAACCACGGCUAAUGGAGCUGAGACCAAAGAGGGCACAGCAGAAGGAGAAGCAAGAUCAGCAGACAUGGCAGCAGAGGUUACAGAAAACAGAGCCCCCAAUGUGGAGGCCACAGGGAAUGAGGAGGGGCCAGCUGCGGCCCUGGAGAAAGAAGCCAUGGAGCCUGAGGUCCUAGAAACAGAGGCUGUAGAGGAAGGAGAUACUUCAGUUACAAUGGAGGGAGCCACCGCCACAGGAACAGAAGCCACAGAAAUAAUAGCAGCCGCCCCAGGAACAGAGACCAGGGGAGAGGACACCACAGAAGCCGAGGCAGGCCCCGAGAUGCUGGCAAAACACGUGGAGGAUGCUGCACUUGAGGCCACAGGUGCAGUGGUGACUGAUGUGGAGACCAUGGUCCCCAAGACUACAGGAGCACAGGCCCAGAGAGAUGAAGCCACGACAGCAGAGGCCUCAGGUGUGGAGGCCACUACAGGGAAGGCCAAGACAGAGGAGCCCACGGAGACUGAGGCCAGUAGAGGGAAGGCCAGGUCAGAGGAGGCCACGGGGACUGAGGCCACGGGAGCAAAGGACACAAAAGAGGAGGCCACGGCAGCGGAGGCCACGGCCCCGCAGGUUCUCACUGGCCCUGUCCUUCACCCCGGAGCAGCCGAGGCGUCGGAGGAGCUGCAGGCCGAGCUGGAGCGCAGGAUCCGCGGGCUCGAAGCAGCCCUGCGCGAACGCGAGCGGGAGGCGGCGGCCGAACUGGAGGCCGCGCGGGGCCGGUGCGCAGCGGCGGAGGCGGAGGCGGGCCGGCUUCGGGCCGGGGCUGAGGCCGGGGCAGUGGCGCAGCUGAGGGCGGCCCUGGAGCAGGCCCGCGAGGACCUGCGCGCUCGGGAUGCCCGGCUGCGCGGGCUGGAGGCGGCAGCGGAGCAGCUGGACGAGGCCCUGGCCGCGCGGCUGCUGGCGGAGGACGAGGCCCGGGUGCUGCGCACCGAGCUGGAGCGCGAGCGGGAACGCGGCGCUGGGCGAGAGCGCGAGGCCGACAGUCUGCGGGCUGAGGUGGCGCGGCUGGAGCGGCGGCUCCAAGAGCUCAGCCGGCAGCACGAGAAGACCAGCGCCGAGGUCUUCCAGGUGCAGCGGGAGGCCCUGUUCAUGAAGAGUGAGCGGCACGCAGCUGAGGCCCAGCUGGCUACCGCCGAGCAGCAGCUCCGGGGCCUCCGGUCAGAGGCUGAGAGGGCACGCCAGGCCCAGAGCCGUGCCCAGGAAGCCCUGGACAAGGCCAAGGAAAAAGACAAGAAGAUCACAGAACUGUCGAAAGAAGUAUUCUCCCUUAAGGAGGCCCUGAAGGAGCGGCCACCCAGCCCAGCCAGCACAGAGGUGGAGGCCCUGCGGGGCCAGGUGAAGACAUUACAGCAACAGCUGGAGGAGGCUGCCCGGGAACACGGGGCUGUCGUGGCUUUGUACCGGACUCAUCUCCUGUAUGCCAUUCAGGGCCAGAUGGAUGAAGAUGUGCAGAGGAUUCUCAGCCAGAUUUUGCAAAUGCAACGGCUGCAGGCGCAGGGCCACUGAUGGCACGGGGAGGCCUCCACCGCCCCCGGCUCCCCACGGGGUAACCACACAGACCAUGCACUUGGGGACAAGCCUGGAACCUUUCCUUACUGUACCUCACAAGCUUGUCACCCACAAUAGUCCUCACACGCUCCAGGCAGGCUGACGCCAUUUCCUGGCUCCAUCAAAGAAGCUGUGACUCCCUGUGUGACCCGCCCAUGUUACCCCAUCACCCAUGUCAACCCAGGAAUAAAGCUACAGCAUCUAG